GCGCCCGAGGCGGGCGAACGCGGGCGCCAGACCGUGCGGUUUAAAUCUCCCGCCUCCCUCAGCGGGAGCCUGACACCUCCACGCACGGAAGCGAAGCGGCACGGGCUGCUGGAGCGGCCCGGAGGCGGCGCGGGGCUCGCGGGCGGCGGCCGGAACGGGUGCCGGGACGGACCCCCGGGCGGCCGAACGCAACCCGAGGCGGCGGAGGAGCGUCACCUCGCGGCUCCGGCGGCGCGUCACUCCAUGGAUUCAUUUGGGCAACCCAGACCAGAAGACAAUCAGUCAGUAGUGAGCAGAAUGCAGAAGAAAUACUGGAAAACUAAACAGGUCUUUAUCAAAGCAACAGGAAAAAAAGAGGAUGAGCACUUGGUGGCAUCUGAUGCUGAACUGGAUGCUAAACUUGAGGUUUUUCACUCCAUUCAAGAGACAUGCACUGAACUUCUGAAGAUAGUUGAGAAAUACCAGCUAAGACUCAAUGUUAUAUCAGAGGAAGAAAAUGAGCUAGGGCUCUUUUUAAAGUUUCAAGCGGAACGCGAUGCAACUCAAGCUGGCAAAAUGAUGGAUGCCACUGGCAAGGCACUCUGUUCUUCAGCCAAGCAAAGAUUGGCCCUGUGUACUCCUCUGUCUCGUCUGAAGCAAGAAGUAGCAACAUUCAGUCAAAGGGCGGUAUCUGAUACCUUGAUGACAAUUAAUCGGAUGGAGCAGGCACGCACAGAAUACAGAGGAGCUCUGCUGUGGAUGAAAGAUGUAUCCCAAGAGCUGGACCCAGACACCUUAAAGCAAAUGGAAAAGUUUAGAAAAGUACAGAUGCAAGUGAGAAAUAGCAAAGCUUCUUUUGACAAGUUAAAGAUGGAUGUUUGUCAGAAAGUGGACUUACUUGGAGCUAGUCGCUGCAAUAUGCUAUCUCAUUCUCUCACUACCUACCAGAGAACACUGCUUGGAUUCUGGGAGAAAACAGCUCGAAUGAUGUCCCAAAUUCGUGAAGCCUGUAUUGGCUUUCAUCCAUAUGAUUUUGUAACUCUCAAGCAACUACAAGACACUCCAAGCAAGCUUAGUGAAGACUAUAAAGAAGAACAAAUAGGCGGUUUUCUUACUGAACACCUUAAUAAACUAGUUUUGUCUGAUGAGGAAGCAAGCUUUGAGAGUGAACGAGCAAACAAAGAUCACAAGGAAAAACAUUCUCAAAUGAGAGAAUUUAGAGCACCUCAGUUUUCUAACUCUGAAAAUGUAGUCGCAAAAGAUCUACCUGUGGAUUCACUGGAAGGAGAAGAUUUUGAGAAGGAAUUCUCAUUUCUGAACAACCUCCUAAGUUCUGGUUCUUCAAGUACUAGUGAAUUUACCCAAGAAUGCCAGACUGCCUUUUGGAGCCCCAGUGCCAGUCUCCCGUCCCAAGAGCCUUCCAUGGGGUCUGAACCCCUCGUUCAUUCUUCUCAAUUCCUUCCUUCACAACUCUUUGACCUUGGCUUUCAUGCGGCUGGAGCGUUCAACGGCUGGGUCUCCCAAGAGGAAUCAGAGUUUCGUCUUUCUGAUAGCCAGCCAGUGCCUUCACAGAGUCCAAAGAAAUUAAUGAGAUCCACCAACAAUGGUAACCAAGACAUGUCAGCCUGGUUCAAUCUAUUUGCAGACUUGGAUCCACUUUCAAACCCAGAUGCUAUCGGACAUUCAGAUGAUGAACUUCUUAAUGCUUGACUGAAGUUAUAAUGUCACUUCAACGGCCUUGAGAUAUCAAUUUUGCAACAUAUUUCCUUUGUGGAAAGGAGUUUAUAUUGGAACCCACACACAAAAGCAUGGUGUAUCUGAAUAUAACACCUGUCAGCCAACUUUAGACAGAUGGUAAAGACCACAUUUGAAUAGGUUAAGUACA
Messenger RNA from Saimiri boliviensis boliviensis (Bolivian squirrel monkey), 1864 nucleotides. NCBI's taxonomy places the organism in Eukaryota, Metazoa, Chordata, Mammalia, Primates, Cebidae. The record is from RefSeq and is a predicted model, not a curated record.